This is a messenger RNA of Papilio machaon (common yellow swallowtail), 638 nucleotides long. RefSeq names its product insecticyanin-A-like. The transcript is spliced from 4 exons. NCBI's taxonomy places the organism in Eukaryota, Metazoa, Arthropoda, Insecta, Lepidoptera, Papilionidae. Gene Ontology annotation, molecular function: pigment binding. The record is from RefSeq and is a predicted model, not a curated record. The coding region runs from base 12 to 638 and encodes 208 amino acids.
UGCAGUAGUACAUGCAGUAUUUGAUUGUUAAUAUGCAUAGUUUGUUCGUUUUCGCUUUGAUCGCAGCUGUGUCUGCUGAUGUUAUUUAUGAAGGACCAUGCCCUAACAUCCAGCCUAAAGCAGACUUUGAUUUCUCUGCUUACCAAGGAACAUGGUAUGAGAUGGCUCGAUACCCUCACGCCGGCGAAGAAGGAUCUAAGGGCAAAUGUACUCUUAUCGAAUAUUACGUUAAUGGGAAUAAAAACGGCAGAGUAAAAAAAACUCACGUUGUGGAUAACAUACAGAAAUAUGUUGAAGGAGGUUUGAUGCUGUCUGGACCUGCUACAAUGAUGACUACAUUGACUUUUGGAGGUGUAUCAAAGAACGCAUACAUUACCGUACUUGACACUGACUACUCGAACUACGGUAUCGCCUACAGUUGCAGAUACUUCCCUGACGGCAAUAAACAUCAAGUGAGGUCGUGGAUCUUGUCAAGAACUACCACACUGGACGAGAAUUCGAGGGCCAUGGUCGAUAAUUACUUGAACGAGUCUAGAAUACUAGAUAACAACAAAUACAUCGGCAACGAUUAUUCACCAUUGGCUUGCCAGGCAUCUGUUGUGAAAUCAAUUACCGAUUUACAGAAUCAGUAUUAUUAA